AGGACCAACAUCAUCCACUCCAACUGUGCGUAAAGCCCUCGUGCGCAAAAGGACCUCUGUGGUGCAAUGAAGCAUCAAUAGAGAAGACUGCUUUCUGCUCACAACCAACUUCUAAAAUAUUACAGCAGCAGCAGCAGCGAGCUGUGCAGCACCUGCACACACAUAUUCAGUGUUAUCUUUAACAUUACGCACGGUUUGCGUCGAUGGAGCUCGUUAAACUUGUUCUAGUGAUUGCGCUGCUUCUGACGAACGUGUCCUGUCAAGACAAGGAUGUCAGGAACUGGAAAGAAGGAUUCGAGGAGGACAAAUGGUCAAACUCUGGAGGAAUUCAAGAUCUCUUAGGAAGAAUGACCAGAAAACUGGGACCUCGCCAACAUCUUGGACUAAUGGGGAAGAAAGAAUUUGCAAAAACACAGACAGCACGUAAAAGGCAUAAAUUUCAGACUUUUGUGGGUCUGAUGGGUAAAAGAGGAUAUGAGGAUGAAGGUAUGACACUUCCAGAGUGAUGUGAUGUAAGCUGGAGAGUGAUUCCCUUGAGAAUCUGCUUGGUGACAGAUGGUUUCAUCCCUGCAGGAGCCUUUUAAACUGCAUACAAGACUGAAGAUCAUCAUGUUUUGUUUUUUUACUUUGCUUCAUUGAGAACAUUGACAACACAAUACAUUUAAUAUAUUUGGAUUAUGAGUGUUGCCAUUGCUUUAUGAGGAAACAGCACCAUCUAGUGUUUGAUUUGUGUUGGUGGUGACAACUAGAGUUUGUGUAUUAUUCAUAUGCUGUAAAAAAAAAAAUAAGUGUCAUGUUGUAAAAAGGUUCACACAUUUUCAUAAUAAACCCUCUCACUCCUCGGUAUCAUCACAGGUUUAUUAAGUGACUUUGUACAAUACAAAUGAAAAAUAAAAUUAAAAAUACAGAGAUGGAGUACAUAGCCAAGCAAA
Molecule: messenger RNA, 932 nt
Organism: Notolabrus celidotus (New Zealand spotty)
Lineage: Eukaryota; Metazoa; Chordata; Actinopteri; Labriformes; Labridae
Product: protachykinin
Exons: 4
Coding region: 204-506 (100 amino acids)
Source: RefSeq, a predicted model, not a curated record